AUGUCAGUGCCGGUCGCGGGGAGACGCAAGGGGCUGAGCUCCGCCUCAUCGCCAUCAUCUGCCGCCCUACUCCCUGUGACUCAGGAAGCAGAUGGCCCGUCCUGGUUAAACGACCUGGACGGCGGCACAAUGCCGCCUGCCGCACCCGUGCCCGUCCAGGCGUUGCCCAGCCGCCGACAGUCGUAUUCUAUCAGCGUAUCCUCACCGUCUCCCGUGGCUGCUGUGUCUCCGGCCGUACAAGAAGCUCCAGCGCGCGAGGGCGACCCACUUGCCUUCUUGAAUGAGGUCGAGACACCACCUUCAGCAACUGCCGAUAAGGGCUGGCACAGGAACCGGGCCGCCUUUGGUGGGACGAUCGCUUUGUCGCUGUUGCCAUCCUCACCGGCAGUGCCGGUGCUUUUGCGGGAGGGUGGCGAUGACGCACCCGCAGCCGCGGCGACGAUUUCGGUGGCAGUCGCUUUCCCUUCUGGCGACCGCGCUACCGCCACCAUCGUUGGUGCUGCUGCCUCACAUCGCGCGGAGGAGGAGAGGCAGCAGGCAGAGAAAAUGGCACUCAGUCAACAGCUCUCUGAAGUGGAGCGUCAGUUGAGCGAGGCGUCGCAGAGUGUAGUCGCCCUUCAGAAAGGCGACCAUCCGCUUGCAGUCGACGUGCUCGAAGCGGAGCGUAUGGUGGCUUCCCUCAGGGCUAAGGAGGCUGCGACUCGUCAGCAAAAAGCAGAAGAGGAGGCUGAAAACCGGCACGCGGCUCGCGGAAACGCAGUCGCGAGUGUGCAUGCGGGGGAUGUGGAGGAGGAGAUGUGCGAGUAUCGUGACCAAUGCGUCCAGCGCUUCCAGCAACGUGUGGAGGAUCUCAUGCAGGCUGUGCAGGAGCAGCAGAUGCGUACGGCCAUCCUUCGAGCAGAGUGGGAGACCGCAGUCACACGUGAAACCCAGGAUGACAGUGAGGCCUCCAUGUUUGAAGCCCUGCUGCUUCGCGUGCAGGACGGUGCACGUCAUUUGAAGCGACGCCUGUCGUUACAAUGCAGUCGCGUCGUGGCGGAGAGUUCCCGUGUGUACUUGGCGGCAGCACGGCAGCAGCGACUCGAGAUCUUUGCCCAUGACACGGCAGCCCGUGCACGAAGGCUGGCGGAGCACCGAGCUCGGCGCGAGGAGGAGGCGGCCGCAUUCCACGACAUGUGUCGCCGCACCUUUCAGGAACGCGCAGACUCCGCCUUUGGGGCUACCAAGGUCGCCGUCGAAGCGGCACAUCGCUACCAUGACAACGAGCGUCGUCAGCGUGUUGCAACCUUCCAGUGUCAACUCGCUUCCAUGACAGAGCGAAGCCGCGAGAUGCUCGAGCAGCAGGUGCGCCGCCUACUGGAGCGGGAGUGUGCGAGCAUUCUCGCGCAGCAGGACGCGGCCGCCAAGGAGUGGGCGGCGCGUCAAAAGGAUCUGACGGCGCAGCUCCAGGCAUUUCGCUCGCGUGCGGAGGUGGAGGUCUGCCUGCUGCGCGAAUGCGGCGGAGUGCAUCGUGCCUCCGUCAGGUCGCUGUCACAGACACCGGCGCCACCCGCACCGGCGCAGGAGUCGCUGCGCAGCGACAUGGACCGUGCGGGUGCGCGAAUGAGGCAGCUCGCGCUCGCUUUGCGCAUCAAACACGAGCAGCAGUUGUGCUACUCCGAUGCACGAGGAACCCCCCGCGCUGUCGACUACCUGGGCACUGGUGGUGCGUGCCAUUCGGGGGAGUCGCCCGCGUCUUCGUCUUUUUCAGUGGCGCAAAUCAGUGCGGAAUGGCAGCGCUCCCUCUUCUCACUGCAGCACAGCCGUGAGGCACUGCGGAGCCGCAUAUCUGAUGUCAAGGAGGCGAGCCGUGGCUAUGCCGCACAGCUGCAGCAACGCCGCACGCAGCUGAGUCAGCAGCAGGAAGAUAUCAAGGCCAUUCGCACCGAAUGGGAGCAGGCGGUUCGUGGGCAGCUGUCGAGGAGCCUCACAGCAGCGAGCUCACAGGUGCCUGUCCACGUUGGCCUCACGACCGGCGCUCUCGACAACUUGAGCCGGCGCGUUGGUGUCAUCCUGCGCGCCCAUCAAUCGCUGCGCGCCACUCGGACCACUUUCACAGCGACGCUCAGCACGUGGUCAAAGUCCCUUACUGACUACCGCGUCGACACCGAACGCCUUCUUGCGGACAUUUUUCAGCAGUGCGACCUCCUUCGCGAACGAAAUGUUCAAAUGGAGGUGGACCAGUCAACGUUGCAAUCCUUGCAGGCGCAGGUCGACGUGCUCGAGCAGCACGUUACGGAGGGUGCAAAGCGGCUGGCCCUCCGAAAGCGGUGUGUCGACGCAUUCGCGAAGGACCUUCGUGCAGGUCUGGGUCAGCCGCACACGCUCCCAAACUCGCUCGAUCCUCAACUGUCGCCAGGGAGGCACAAGGAACAAUUAACGCACCUAACGCAAACUCUCGAGGACACCAACCGCACUUCGGCGAUAUCUGAUGCAGCGAGUUCUGCCGGCGCGGCGGCGGUGGUGUCCGAUGCGCACUGGCAGAAGAAGUGUGCAAAGAGAGCGCCUCCGCUCAAAAGGGCAGUGAAGAAAACGUCAUCUUUUGCCCACACAAAGGCGUCCUCUGCGACUCCCUGCUCCCUCGUUACGCGCACAAACCGUUUGCCAAGUCGCUGCGCCAGCGACCACUCCCAGGAAGGUCGGUACGCCGAUACCUACGGCAGCAUGCCAAAGACGGGACUGACCAAGUCUGACGUCGACGCGCUUUGCAGCUGUUCCCUGCACCCUAUUCUUCCCACACCCGAAGGGAACCACCCUUGGGCCGCGGCCGAGAAAUCGGCCUCUCCGUUUUCAUCGGUGUCCGCCUACGUUUCUUCUGCUGUGCAAGACACCUCCGCCGCCGUCGAUGCGGAGGCCGACGAGGAGGAGGGAAGGGGAGAGAGCGAGUUCUCCACCGAUCUUGUGCCCCUCGGGGACGUCCAUGGCAGCUUCUUCGGUACACCGGCCACCUGCACUCGAUGA
Molecule: messenger RNA, 3000 nt
Organism: Leishmania mexicana MHOM/GT/2001/U1103
Lineage: Eukaryota; Euglenozoa; Kinetoplastea; Trypanosomatida; Trypanosomatidae
Product: l6202.3-like protein
Exons: 1
Coding region: 1-3000 (999 amino acids)
Source: RefSeq, a predicted model, not a curated record